Molecule: messenger RNA, 1243 nt
Organism: Nicotiana attenuata
Lineage: Eukaryota; Viridiplantae; Streptophyta; Magnoliopsida; Solanales; Solanaceae
Product: 1-aminocyclopropane-1-carboxylate oxidase-like
Exons: 4
Coding region: 69-1031 (320 amino acids)
Source: RefSeq, a predicted model, not a curated record
AAAUUAUCCUUCCUUCUCCAUUCUGUAUAGUAGAUUAUAGAGAAAAGAGGGAAAGAUAAGAAAAAGAGAUGGAGACCUUCCCAGUUGUUGACAUGGAGAUGCUUAACACUGAACAAAGGGCUGCAACUAUGGAGAAAUUAAAUGAUGCUUGUGAAAAUUGGGGCUUUCUUGAGUUGGUGAAUCAUGGGAUAUCUCAUGAGCUUAUGGACAAUGUGGAGAAGCUAACAAAGGAACAUUACAAGAAGUGUAUGGAACAAAAAUUCAAAGAAAUGGUGGCAAACAAAGGACUUGAGGCUGUUCAGACUGAGAUUGAUGAUUUGGAUUGGGAAAGUACUUUCUUUUUGAAACAUCUUCCUGUUUCAAACAUCUCAGAUGUUCCUGAUCUUGAUGAUGAUUACAGGAAGGUCAUGAAAGAAUUUGCAGAAAAGCUAGAGAAACUAGCAGAGGAUCUUUUGGACUUGCUAUGUGAGAACCUUGGCCUUGAACAAGGUUAUCUAAAGAAAGCUUUCUAUGGUACAAAAGGUCCAACGUUUGGAACAAAGGUAGCCAAUUACCCACCAUGUCCAAAACCAGAACUAAUUAAGGGUCUAAGGGCUCACACAGAUGCAGGUGGAAUCAUACUUUUAUUCCAAGAUGACAAAGUCAGUGGACUACAGCUCCUAAAAGAUGGUAAAUGGAUUGAUGUCCCACCAAUGAGCCACUCAAUUGUUGUCAACAUAGGUGACCAAUUAGAGGUGAUCACAAAUGGAAAAUACAAGAGUGUGGAGCACAGAGUAAUUGCUCGGCCAGAUGGGAACAGGAUGUCCAUAGCAUCUUUCUACAAUCCAGGGAGUGAUGCUGUCAUUUUUCCAGCACCAGAAUUGGCUGAGAAAGAAGAAAAGCAAAACAAACUAAAGUAUCCCAAAUUUGUGUUUGAGGACUAUAUGAAAUUGUAUGCAGCUCUUAAGUUCCAAGCCAAAGAACCAAGAUUUGAAGCAAUGAAUAAGGCAAUGGAAACAGCUGGCAACUUAGGUUCCAUAGCAAUUGCUUGAGAGAGUCUCAAUUUCUUCCAAUGGACUUCAUAUUUUAAUCAAAAGAUGGGCCAAAGAGAAACAAAAAUAUAUAGUUAGCACGUAUUUGAUUAAUGUUGGUAAUGUGUGAAAUGUAAGAUGUGAAUUUAUUGUUCUCAAGAGGGUCUCAUUGUAAAGUUUCAAAAACUAUUCUCUUUUAACCUUAAUAAGUAAAUUUCCUUAAUCUUCCCUAA